CACUUAUAGUGAUCGAAGUCCUGGUGGCACUGAAGCAACCAAUUCGAGGAAACCUGACUCACAGCGAUACGCGUCCAUUGUUCGCGCAGAAAGAAACAAGAGCACAGAGUUAGACGGUUUGAUUAUGAAGAACAUUGAAAAGGUGAGGGAGAUAAAUCAUUGCUGUAAAAUGGAGAAUAUGGCGGAGAGAACCCGAACACCCGAAGAUAGUCGAGAGGCAGGCGGUACGCGCAAUCAACUAGAGCAAGAAGAAGAUAACAAGGCGACAGAGAUAAUAACAUCUUAUCAAGGGGUCGGUCGCCAAGACUUUGAGAAGCCAGGAUUUCUGACUCGUAGUCUUUCGGUGACACGGGCUUUGGUCUCAAACUGUGAUCAGCUCAGCCCCAGCUCCGAGGAGGGUGAUGGACACAGACCCACCUUUACCCGUGGACCGUCCACGGACGUCGGCACGAAUGUAAAUUCCAGUGGAUCGACCUCCCCACCACUCUCUGACGAAGAACCACAAGUUCGUGUGAACCUCAAUCCGGUGAGGGUUCUCACUCGCUCAGGGCCCAUCAACUACAAGUACAUCCAGCAAAAAGCCUUGGAGAACUUGGAAUCGUUCCUUAAGACUGCCACCAGGAGGAGGGGGGAUACCGUGUCGUCGCCACCAAAAGCAAAGUCAAGACAGGAUUGCGCCAGGAUGCACCGCUCGUGUCCUGGAUGUACUACAAAACCCCCGGCCCUACAAGCUCUCCGAAAUUUAAUUUCCGGCGGUGACUCUGGCAGUUGUGCCAACUCCUACAUGGCCAUCAACGAGCCCUGUGAGAAAUCUGAGCACAUCGGCAGGCUCUCGAGCCUGUUGCCUGAUGAAACGCCGGUAGAUGAUGACUUGAUCAUUGCCUAC
This is a messenger RNA of Lymnaea stagnalis (great pond snail), 886 nucleotides long. NCBI's taxonomy places the organism in Eukaryota, Metazoa, Mollusca, Gastropoda, Lymnaeidae. The record is from the annotation of a GenBank genome assembly.